GCUUCCCCCCUUUCAUUGCGGUGCUUUCUUAUCUCGUCUCUUCUCCUGUCCAAACGCAGAUUUACAUUUUUUACGGCACUCGGUCAAACGCUGAGUUCGUCAUCCACAACGGAUUCUUCUUUGAAAACAACGCUCACGACCGGGUGAAGAUAAAGCUGGGCGUCAGUAAGAGCGACAGGCUGUACGCCAUGAAAGCCGAGGUCCUAGCCCGAGCCGGCAUCCCAACGUCCAGUGUGUUUGCCCUGCAUGUCACAGAGCCUCCGAUAUCUGCUCAGCUGCUGGCCUUCCUGAGAGUCUUCUGCAUGAGUGAAGAUGAGCUGAAGGAACACUUGAUCGGAGAGCAUGCAAUCGAUAAGAUCUUCACCCUGGGGAAUAGCGAGUUUCCUGUUAGUUGGGACAAUGAGAUCAAGCUGUGGACUUUCCUGGAGACGAGAGCUUCACUUCUGCUGAAGACCUACAGAACCACCAUAGAGGGGGACAAACACCUUUUAGAACAAGGGAACCUCUCCCUUCGCGCAGCAAUGGCCAUCAAGCUGCGCCUCGUGGAGAAGGAGAUCUUGGAGAAAGCGGUGAAAAGCGCUUCCGAUAACCGCAAGAUGUACAGCAAACGCUUGGAGGACGGCGACCCUCUCCCGAAAUACGAGGAAAGCAACAUCGCCUUUUUGGAGAACACGGCAUCAGACUCCAAACUCCCCCUGGUGCUGAGAAACCUCGACGAAGAAGACGCCGAGCCGGCGGAGCUCAACAUCCAGGAGGCCCUCACCAUCUCCGAAUUCACCGAAAACGGUUACGUCAACGGGAAAGACUCUCUGCUCAACGGGACCAAGCCUGAAAGCGCUACCGAGCUCCCAGAGGAGGGAGCAACCAAAAACGCCAAAGAGAUUUCCGCGGAGUGCACCGGCGAGGCUCAAGUGCAAUUGUGAACUAUUUUUGACUUUUAAGGAGAUUUAGAAAGAAAUACAGAGUUUUGGAAACAGUGCAGUUGCAUUGCUGUGUUCACUUGUUUAACUUUUUUGGCAGAUAAAGAUGUUGCUGCUUUUGUUGUUUGUUUUUUACGUUGACCUUUAAAAGAAGUGUUUGAUGGAGGAAAGGCGAAGUUU
This is a messenger RNA of Nanorana parkeri, 1100 nucleotides long. RefSeq names its product histone-lysine N-methyltransferase setd3-like. The annotation marks the transcript as partial. The record is from RefSeq and is a predicted model, not a curated record. NCBI's taxonomy places the organism in Eukaryota, Metazoa, Chordata, Amphibia, Anura, Dicroglossidae. Gene Ontology annotation, biological process: peptidyl-lysine dimethylation; peptidyl-lysine trimethylation; peptidyl-lysine monomethylation. The transcript is spliced from 4 exons. Gene Ontology annotation, molecular function: histone H3K4 methyltransferase activity; histone H3K36 methyltransferase activity; transcription coactivator activity.